GCAUUAAUUAUGAAUGACAGAUCAUCGCUUAUAUUGUUGUUAAUAGUUUAAUUAGCUGUGAGUAGAGAAAGAAGAAGAGAGAUGGCAGAGGCAAAUACCAACAGAUGGUCUCUUCAAGGCAUGACUGCUCUUGUUACUGGUGGAACCAAAGGAAUCGGUCAUGCCAUUGUGGAGGAGCUAGCACAGCUAGGGGCAGCCGUACACACUUGUUCUAGGAACGAGUCUGAGCUUAAUGAAUGCCUCCAACAAUGGACCAUGAAGGGACUUCAAGUUACUGGUUCAGUCUGCGACAUGGUGUCUUCUGCACAAAGACAUAAUCUCAUAACUGAAGUUUCCUCAGUAUUUCACGAAAAACUCAAUAUCCUUGUGAACAAUGUGGGAACAAAUAUAAAGAAACAAACUAAGGAAUAUUCAGCGGAAGAUUUUUCAUUUUUGAUUAGUACAAAUCUAGAAUCUGCAUACCACAUGUGCCAACUUGCAUAUCCUCUCUUAAAAGCUUCAAAAGUUGCAAGCAUCAUCUUCAUAUCCUCCAUUGCUGGUAUGGUGUCAAUAGAUGUGGGAUCCAUAUAUGGUGCAACAAAAGGAGCAAUGAAUCAACUAACUAAGGACUUGGCAUGUGAGUGGGCAAAAGAUAAUAUAAGGACUAAUUGUGUUGCACCAGGUCUUACUAAGACACCCCUGGCUGAUCGGUUACUCAAAGAUGAUGAAAAGUUUCAAGAGGAUUUCAUUAAAAGAAUACCUUUAAAACGGAUUGGAAAGCCAAAUGAGGUUUCAUCCAUGGUGGCGUUCCUCUGUUUACCAACGGCCUCUUACAUUACAGGACAAACUAUUUGUGUUGAUGGAGGAUUCACUGCUUUUGGUUUUUGAAUCAACGUUGCUCAAUUAUUACUCUCUUUAUUUCUAUCAAAUGCUUUAGCCUUGGACUUAAAUUGUAUAAGUGGUUUAAAUUAGAGUGUUGUGUGAGACCUUUGCUCUUAUGAACAAGCUUAAUAAUCAGGAGAAGGAUAUAUCAUGUAAGCAUAAUUAUUUUUAUAUUACCCUUAUCCUCCUUCUAGUAAGCAUAAUUAUU
Molecule: messenger RNA, 1069 nt
Organism: Prosopis cineraria
Lineage: Eukaryota; Viridiplantae; Streptophyta; Magnoliopsida; Fabales; Fabaceae
Product: tropinone reductase homolog At5g06060-like
Exons: 5
Coding region: 82-867 (261 amino acids)
Molecular function (GO): oxidoreductase activity
Source: RefSeq, a predicted model, not a curated record